CUCUCUCUCUCUCUCUCUGUCUGUCUCUAUGUCUCUCUAUCUUAAUGUAAAGUGGUUGUGGGAUCUGGACACUGUUGUCAGUGUGGGCUGCUGAUUAUACUGAAACCAAACCGUUGAUCAUCGACCUGCUCUGAAAUAAUGAGAGUGCAGAGGAAGCGAAACCUUCUUCCUCUUCAUUUCUAUUCCUCCGUGUUUCUCCCACAGGUUUCUGGAGAACUCUCUGCUCAGCGCUGAGGUGAAAGACGGAGAGAUUCUUCCUCCGACCAUCCAGAAGCUGAUGAAAGGAUACAACAAAUACCUCCGGCCUUUCUUUGACAAUGGUCCCGUCACGGUGGGCAUGAGUUUAGACAUCGCCAGCAUUGAUACGAUAUCAGAGAUCAACAUGGAUUACACGGCCACGAUCUUCCUCCGUCAGCGCUGGACGGACGAGCGGCUGGUGUUUGAUGGGAAUAAGAGCUUGAGUCUGGACGGGCGACUGGUGGAGCUGCUGUGGGUCCCAGACACCUUCAUAGUGGACUCCAAGAAGUCCUUCCUCCACGACAUCACUGUGGAGAACCGACUGAUCCGGAUCUUUCCCAACGGAACCGUUCUCUAUGCGCUCCGGAUCACCACGACUGUGGCCUGUAACAUGGAUCUGACCAAAUAUCCCAUGGACAAACAGACGUGCACCUUACAACUGGAGAGCUGGGGUUAUAACGUGAAUGACGUGAUGUUUUACUGGGCGCGUGGGAACGACUCUGUGAGCGGUUUGGACACGCUGAGACUGGCUCAGUACACCAUAGAGGAUCAUUACACCUCAGAAUCUGAGGCCGUCUAUGAGACCGGAAAUUAUCCCAAGCUGAUCUUUCAUUUCGAGCUGAAGAGGAGCAUCCUGUACUUCAUCCUGGAGACGUAUGUGCCGUCCAGUCUGCUGGUGGUGCUGUCCUGGGUCUCUUUCUGGAUCAGCCAAUCGUCCGUCCCCGCUCGCAUCUGCAUAGGUGUGACGACUGUCCUGACGAUGACCACACUGAUGAUGGGUGCACGGACGUCUCUGCCCAACGCCAACUGCUUCAUCAAGGCCAUCGACGUGUACCUGGGCAUCUGCUUCAGCUUCAUCUUUGGAGCGCUGAUAGAGUACGCUGUGGCACACUUCUGCACGCUACAUCACCCAGACUGCAACAGCGCACUAAUGUACGGUCAUCACAUGCACGAGUGUGAGGAGGAGAUGAAUGGCAUUGUCACCACCAUCGCCAGCAACUCUUUACGGCUAAAGCGGCGCAAAGAAUCUCCUGCACCCACACCCCCCGCCGGCGGAGAGCCUGACCUCGCACCCUCCAGCCCGACCCCCAGCGAACCCAAGACUGCCGAGGCCCCAGCUGAGCUCUUUAGCCGCUGUGCCAAAAACAUCUCCGUCCUGAGGAAGAUCCUGAAAUCCAUUAACUGCUGUCAUGUGGAAAACCCACAUUAUAUAGACAACUACUCAAGGUUAACCUUCCCGCUGUCAUUCGUCAUCGUUAAUCUGCUCUACUGGACCUACUACCUGUACUUUUAACCAGCACAUCAUGUUGAAUCAUUUCUGUGUGCUAGUAAGUAUGAUAUUAUACGUAUGCGCAUGUCUCUGGAAGACCAGAAUCAACAGAGAAGGAGAAUUAUUAGGGUUGUACCGAUAUCAAAUCUUUCAGCCAAUAACUGUAGCCGAUAUUUGAUAUUUGCCAAUACUGAGAGGGAUCAUUCAGAAUAAUAUCUGCCGAUACCAAUAGUGAUUAUUCAGAAUAAUAUCUACAGAAAUCAAUUAUUCAGAAUAAUUUCUGCCGAUACCAAUAGUGAUUAUUCAGAAUAAUAUCUGCCGAUACCAAUUAUUCAGAAUAAUAUCUACAGAAACCAAUUAUUCAGAAUAAUAUCUGCCGAUACCAAUUAUUCAGAAUAAUAUCUGCCGAUACCAAUAGUGAUUAUUCAGAAUAAUAUCUACAGAAACCAAUUAUUCAGAUUAAUAUCUGCCGAUACCAAUAGUGAUUAUUCAGAAUAAUAUCUACAGAAACCAAUUAUUCAGAUUAAUAUCUGCCGAUACCAAUAGUGAUUAUUCAGAAUAAUAUCAACAGAAACCAAUUAUUCAGAUUAAUAUCUGCCGAUACCAAUAGUGAUUAUUCAGAAUAAUAUCUACAGAAACCAAUUAUUCAGAUUAAUAUCUGCCGAUACCAAUAGUGAUUAUUCAGAAUAAUAUCUACAGAAACCAAUUAUUCAGAUUAAUAUCUGCCGAUACCAAUAGUGAUUAUUCAGAAUAAUAUCUACAGAAACCAAUUAUUCAGAUUAAUAUCUGCCGAUACCAAUAGUGAUUAUUCAGAAUAAUAUCUACAGAAACCAAAUAGUCAGAAUAAUAUCUGCCGAUAACGAUAGUGAUUAUUAAAAAAUAUAUAUCUGCCAGUACAGAGUGCCGAUUAUUCAUAAUGACAUCUGCCGAUACCAAUAGUGAUUAUUCCGAAUAAUAUCUGCAAAUAACGAUUGCUGAUUAUUCAGAAUGAUAUGUGUUGAUACCAAUUAUUCAUAAUAAUAUGUACCGAUAUUAUUAUGCAGAAUAACUGCCGAUAUCGGUAGCAGAUUAUUUAGAUUGAUAUCUGCCGAUACCUAUAGCAGAUUAUUCACCAUGAUCUCUUCCUAUAUGAUUAUUCAGAAUAUCUGCCGAUACUAAUAGCAGAUUAUUCAGAAUGUUACAUUCCGAUACGAUUAUUUAGAAUUAUAUCUAAUGCAAUGCAACUAACAGAUACAGAUACUGACAGCCAAUUAUAUCUGCUGAUACCGAUACAAAUACUGAUACCGAUUAUUCAGAAUGAUAUCUGAUGACACUACAGAUCUAUAAUUAUAAUUUGUGCUAUAAUCUCCAUUACUACAUUUAUCAUAUUGCUUACAAUGGCAGUAAACAGAGCAGCACACAAAAGAAGAAAUGUCAAUUUUUUGAAUUAUUCACUAAAUCCCUGUUAUUGUCAUUCUUGCAGUGGAUUACUUUUCUAGGUGUAUAAAACUAGGAACAUAAUUCCUGUGAGUCGCUUAUUCUGCAUGGAAAAUGUCCUGUCUGUUUAUUGUGUAAAUUUGGAGUGUUUACCAGCUUUUAAUGUGCUACAGAUGCCGUUGACAAAGAUUACCUUGCAUUGAACACAACCUGUAAAAUAGAGAGGAGACAUGUUAAGUAUAUGUAGUGCCUCAUAUAUGCAUCUCACUAAUAGAGUCCACAUCAGGUUUGGCGUUUGUUGUUGCUGAUGGUGGAUAUUUGACCCUGGAUCUCCACAGUGAUUACCAUGAUUAAAUCCUCUGAGUAACUAAAGAUAAACUGAGGAAAAUGCAUGUGAAUUUCAUAAUCAGAUUACUGGAAAUCUAAGAAAAUGUGGCUGAGGAGGAUGACCAGAGUAGACCUUAAAAUCAAUAUUAAAUCAAAAGUCAGUAAACUUUUCCAUUGAAAUCAUCUCGGCUGUUGACUAUUAGAUAUUGCUUAUCUUAAAGGGGUCAUCGGAUGUAAAAUUCACUUUUACAUGUUGUUUGAACAUAAAUGUGUGUUGGCAGUGUUUUAACACAUCCACCCUAUAAUGAUAAAAUUUAAUCAAACUUUCUGAAAUAAUGGCCAUAAUUUAAUGCUGAUAAAUGUUAUGUAAUAGAGGUUACAGCAAUAAUAACAAAUAAUGAUAUAUUUGAUAAAGAACCACCAUCGCUGGAACUUUGUUGACUUUUACAUCCCCAAAAUGCUAGCUUUUAUCACAAGAGAAAAAAACAAGGAGAAUUUUAGUAUUUGAAGGUGUGUGAAUGUGAUUGUUAGAAACUGUCAGUUUUUUCAUCAUUUAUGUGCAUUUCUGUGUGUGAGUGUUGAUCAUCAUUGGCUGGGAGUCGUUGAAACAGUACAAUGCAGUAAAAUAUUAUCAAAAGGGCCUAACAAGUUGAUAUCCUAAAGGUUUAGUUCAUUUAAAGAGGAAACCAAUGUUGUUAACUCACCCUCGCAUCCACUGAAAACCUGCAUGACUGUUCAAAUCUCAUUUCCAUUUGCAGUCAAUUCAAAUAUGACAGCAGGUUUUACAUAUUCUGUGUCUUGUCCUUGACACCAGGGCUGAAGUGAUUGGAUGAUAUCAACAACAUCGACAAUUAAAUAUUUUUGUUGUGGAAUUUGAUCUCAUGACCUAAUAUAAGGGCCUGUAAUAACACAGUUUAACCAGUGUGCUGCUGUAGUUCAUCAGUCCAAGAGAAGAAGACACUUGUGAGACGUGCAAUGUGGAAAUAUUUUACAAAACUGCAAACAAAAAAAUGCUGUAAUGUAAGAAGGCCACAAGUUUUUUUUUGCAUACUUCACAUAGGAGUAAAAAUGUAUUUAAUAUACACAAGCAGUACUGUAUUGUUAGCUGAGAGCUGCAUUUAGAUUAAUAUGUAAAUAUACACUGUGCAUUUCCUUUCCAUAACAAAAUUAAAAAUGCACAGCAAAAAAUUAAAGCCAUGAGAA
This is a messenger RNA of Carassius auratus (goldfish), 4453 nucleotides long. Its product is annotated as gamma-aminobutyric acid receptor subunit pi-like. Gene Ontology annotation, cellular component: membrane. The transcript is spliced from 8 exons. Gene Ontology annotation, biological process: monoatomic ion transmembrane transport. Gene Ontology annotation, molecular function: transmembrane signaling receptor activity; extracellular ligand-gated monoatomic ion channel activity. Bases 278 to 1531 code for a protein of 417 amino acids. NCBI's taxonomy places the organism in Eukaryota, Metazoa, Chordata, Actinopteri, Cypriniformes, Cyprinidae. The record is from RefSeq and is a predicted model, not a curated record.